Molecule: messenger RNA, 1329 nt
Organism: Dujonia railenensis
Lineage: Eukaryota; Fungi; Ascomycota; Pichiomycetes; Serinales; Debaryomycetaceae
Source: the annotation of a GenBank genome assembly
AUGUUGUUACCCUUCCUCACGCUCCUUUCCACUGCUGCUGCUAUUUCGUCCAUCACUGUCGAUGGUAACGCCUUCUUCACCGAUGACGGCUCAAGAUUCUAUAUUAGAGGGGUCGCCUACCAACCUGGUGGGUCAUCCGUCCUCUUUGAUCCGUUGGCAGACUCAGAUACCUGUUCCAGAGAUAUUGAGAAGUUCAAAGAUUUGGGAAUAAAUACCAUCAGAGUUUACUCGAUCGAUAACACUGCAGACCACGACGAUUGUAUGAAGCAGCUUGCUGAUGCUGGGAUCUAUGUCUUGUUAGAUGUGAACAUCCCUAACGCUUCCAUCUCCAGAGAUUCUGCUGAAUGCUCAUACAACACCAUGUACUUGAACGAAGUUCUUGCUACUGUAAAGAACAUGGCACAGUACAACAACACAUUAGGAUUUUUCGCCGGAAACGAAGUCAUUAAUGAUGGUCCUUCCAUCGCAGCCGCUCCUUAUGUUAAGGCCGUUGUUAGAGAUAUGAAAAACUUCAUUAAGAAUACUGGUCUUAGAUCGAUUCCAGUAGGCUACUCUGCCGCUGAUACUACUCAGGGUUUGGACACCGCUGAGUACUUGAACUGUGGAAGUGACUCUAUGGCCAGAGUUGAUAUGUUUGGGUUUAACGAUUACUCCUGGUGUGGAUCCCUGGCUACUUUCACCACCUCUGGCUACAGUACUAAGGUGGAAGAGUAUGGUAACUACUCUGUGCCUCUUUUCUUCUCCGAAUAUGGUUGUAACACAGUAUCUCCAAGACCAUUCACUGAAGUAGGAACCAUCUAUUCUGACAAGAUGUCCCCAGUUUUCUCCGGUGGGUUAGUCUAUGAAUAUUCUCAAGAAGUCAGUAACUAUGGAUUAGUGGAAAUUGAAUCCAAUUCAUCUGUAUCGACUUUAGAAGAUUUUGACAAUUUGAAGAGCCAGUUUGCUAAGACUUCUAAUCCUUCUGGUGACGGUGACUACCACGCAAGUGAGGCAGCAUCCAACUGUCCUGCAGAACUGUCCACAUGGAACGCUACCACCACCUUACCUGAUACCCCAGGUGGAGCUUUAAAGUAUAUCAAUGGUAACACUGAACCUCUGGGCAGUGGGUUUGACGCUUCUACCCAAUGGGCAUGUGUCGAUGGAAAUAAUAACAAUACCGAUGGCAGUGACUCAUCUUCCAAGACAACCUCUACAGGAUCAAGUUCCACUUCCACUUCAUCGUCCACCGCCACUGCGUCUUCUUCCACCAAGAAGUCUGAUGGUGCUAUAAUGGAAGUUUCUACCUAUGGUUUCCUCGGUAUAGUCGUUGCCAUCAUGCUGUUAUUGUAA